This is a messenger RNA of Protomyces lactucae-debilis, 2625 nucleotides long. RefSeq lists its product as uncharacterized. The transcript has a single exon. Gene Ontology annotation, molecular function: calcium-activated cation channel activity. The record is from RefSeq and is a predicted model, not a curated record. Lineage: Eukaryota; Fungi; Ascomycota; Taphrinomycetes; Taphrinales; Protomycetaceae. Gene Ontology annotation, cellular component: plasma membrane. Bases 402 to 2552 code for a protein of 716 amino acids.
AGACAUAGCUCAGGAGUGUCUUCUGGAUAGUGUUCUCGAACUGCAAGUUGCUCCAUAUGCCAUCUGUUAUCAGUACAAGAUAGAUCACUAGAUCAUAUCGAUACCAAGCGAAGCAGCUGGCAGAAGCAUGGUACUGGCUAGUGGCUGUUCUUCAUGGAAGAUCGACUGCACCGCGUCUCGCAGCUGGUACAUGUGGAUCUGUAGCUCUGCAUCCUCGAGUCUGACGAUGGGUCCUGAGGAUGAGACGAUGCGCACACUCUCCACAGGCCAGUCGCACUCGAGCGCAGUAUCCUGAGCAAGGGAAAUGUAGUUGUCCCUGAGGUGUUGCUCGAGUGCCUGCGCACAACGGCGUCCGUCACCGUGCAGCGCAACCUCGAUCUGUAGCAACAUACUCCUGGCAAAUGGUGGUGAGCGUGGAGGAUGACCCGCGGCUACGGCACCUCAAAUCGGGUCCUCUGCUGCAGACACAGGUCGUCAUUGCCCUUGCUAUUGGUAUAACGACGUUCCUGGCCUUUUGCAUACUCAGACAGCGCUGGGCGCGGCUAUAUCAGUACAGGAAAUAUCUAGACUGCCCAGAACCGCCGCCGUUGCGCCCAGGGCUCUUUGGAUGGCUCGUGGAUCUCUUCCAGAUCGAUGACCGACAGAUCCUUGCCACCGCCGGCCUCGACGCGGUCGUCUUCCUUGCCUUCUUCAAGAUGGCCAUCAAGUUUCUUGCGACAAGUGCGUUCUUUGGAUUGACGGUCGUGGUUCCAGUGCGCUACAAGUUUGAUACAGAUGAUGCUUGGGGAAACUUGACGUCGGUGUCCGUCACGCCUUUGAAGCACCACGAGAAGCCCAAGACUUGGCUAUGGUCUUAUGUGGCGUUCAGCUACUUCUUUACGCUGCUCGUCUGGUAUUUUCUAGCCCAGACGACGCGAAAGGUCUCGGCACUGCGACAAGAGUACCUUGGAGAUCAAACGACAGUGACGGACAGGACAGUGCGUUUGUCGGGUGUGCCAACAGAGCUGAGAAGUGAAGAAAAGCUGGAGCGGCAUAUUGGGAGUCUCGGUAUUGGCGCGGUGGAUAAGGUUGUCAUCUGUAGACACUGGGGAGAGCUUGACAGGCGCAUGGAGGAGCGCAAUCACAUUCUGCACUCAAUCGAAGAGUGUUGGGCAGUCUAUGCAAGGCAUGACAGCAAGCGACCCAAGAUGCGACUUGGUUUCUUUGGCCUCGCAGGACGCUCAACGGAUUGUAUUGACUACUACACGAUGAAGUUGCGUAUGAUUGACGACGCCAUCACAGCGAUGAGACGAGAGAAGGACGCCUUCAAGCCGACGGCCAUGGCAUUUGUGACAUUCAAGCGCGUCUCGAGCGCGCAGCUCGCUGCUCAAGCAGUCCUGGAUCCACGUCCACUCAGUCUGGUGGCACGGCUGGCGCCAGCCCCCGGAGAUAUCAUCUGGAGCAACGUAUAUCGCACACGCUCUGGACGCAUCAUACGACAGUGGAUUGUCUUUCUCCUCGUUGUCAUCACCACAGUUCUCUGGUUCAUUCCAGUGGGAGCCAUCUCCGUGCUGCUCAGUCCCGAAGGCAUCGCCAAGAUCUCGCCAGCUUUGUCCAAGUUUCUCGAUGACCAUGAACAAUUGCAUGCGCUGGCAGUGGGAUUCCUGCCGACACUCGCCUAUACCAUCUUCUUUGCUCUGGUUCCAUGGAUCUUCAACUGGUUCUCCUAUGUGCAGGGCUACCUCGAUGUCUCGGAAGUUGAGCUUGCCGAAGUGAGCAAGAACUUUAUGUUCAUCUUCUUCAACUACUUCUUCGUCAUUCUUGUGGCAUCGAGUGGCGCGACCCUGCUCGCCCUGACAGAACUCGACACACGCAAGAUUCCACAGCUUCUUGCGAGGAUCUUGACGCAGCGAGCUCAGUUUUACGUGGAUCUCAUCAUUCUUCAAUGUGGCAUGUUUCCAUUCCGACUGUUGGAGUUUGGAACCGUCUUUCUCUAUCCAUUCUACAAAGCUGGGUGCAAGACGCCGCGCGACUACAACGCCCUCCGGAAAGGUCCCAACUUCAACUUUGCGUUUUACUUGCCACAAUGCUUGUUUGUCUUUUGCAUCUGCAUUAUUUACUCCAUCCUCUCGCCGGCCAUCUUGUGCUUUGGCCUCAUCUUUUUCGUGCUUGGCUAUUUCAGCUACAAGUACCAGCUCAUCUAUGCCAUGGACCACCCACAACAUUCGACUGGCAAGGUAUGGCACAUCAUCUACAAUCGCGUCAUCCUGGGACUGGUGGUCUUUCAGUUCACCAUGAUUGGAACACUGUCUACCCAAAAAGUGCCUAUUCCAACGGCCUUCAUCACGCCUUUGCCGUUCUUGACGAUCUAUGUUGCGCAAAAGUUCUGGCAUCAGUUCAGUCCCUUGGCAGACUACAUUGCUUUGCGGGCCAUUGAGCGUGACAGGAGCGACUCGACCACAUCGCAGACGGUAGAUGAGAAUCGGGAAGAGGACGAUGAGUACGGCCACCCGUACCUGACUUGUCCGCUGGAGGUGCCGUGGACAGCGGAGGAGGAAGAGCACAGUGCAUAACGAGGCUGUCUAUCUGUAGUCUUCCUGUACAAGUCACUGAGCCCACAAGUAGACUUGAAGUAGUCCUGCGCUG